AUUUACUGAACAUAGCCUUUUCAUUUUUGACUGUCGCACUGCUUUCUUGUAUUUCUCCUUUUUUACUUGGGACUUGGGCUGGAGCUCAACACUGCUGUGGCGAUUAAAACAAUAAGAUGAGGGACCAAACUCUUUGUUUAGUUUGUUUAGUUUUUCCAUCUUUGUUUUAUAAAAUCUAAUAGUAAAAACAUCCACGGACCAGCCGCCAUGUUGGAGCUCUGGAAACAAUCCGACCAAAACAUGACGCCAGAAAACCUGCUGACCCAAAGUUUCGUUUCAGUGCUGAGGUUUCGAUCCCGGAAAAAUGAAACUUAAGGUUCGUCUGACUGAAGCGACGUCGCUCUUCUUCUCUAUAAACUCGCUCUGUCCUGCUUCGCCCGUCACCGCGUGACGUCAUCCCGACAAUAAACCUCAGCGCGAGCGCCGUGCGACCAUUCCGCAGCUGCGCCUCUUACAGAUCAUCAGAAAAACUCCAGAAGAGACAAAACCUCCAGAUCUACAGAGAAAACAGCUGGAAGAUGAGUUCUCCUCAGAGUCUGCAGUCCAGACUGAAGGCCUUGGAGUGCCACUUCACCUGGGAUCUGGACCCCAGCAGGGGACAACUGUUCCGUAUCAGAUAUGAGCUGGAGGAUGUCGGCACUGAAGAGGGAAACGUCUGGCUGGGUCACAUCUACAACCUGCUGGGCUUCAUCCAGUACAAACUGGGCUCUAGUAAAGACGCCCUGAACCUCUUCAACCGGGCCGCUGAGACCUUCCAGAGGCAGAAAAACGCUGAUGAAGGUCCCUGGUUGAUGGUGAACUUUGGGAAUCUGGCCUGGCUGCACCAUCACCUGGGAGAAGAUGAGAAGAGUGAAGACUACCUGUCAAAGGUCGACGGCCUGAUGAGGAAGAAGAAGGGAGAUCUCUAUCCAGAGGUCUUAGCUGAAAAGGCCUGGACCCUGAUGAGGUUUGAUAAAGAGAAGCAGCAGCAGGCUUUAGAGCUCUUCCAGAGAGCCAUCCGGAUGCAGCCGGACACCGUGGAGUGGCGGAGCAGCCGUAUGAUCGGUCUGCUGAGCACCUUCAAGCAUCGUGACGUGGAACCAGAGCCUGACGUCUGGGAGGAUCUAAGGGUAGCCAGAGAAGAAGAUCCAGAAAACUUGUACCUCGCUGCCGUCGACCUGAAACAACGAGCCAAGAGAGGUGAGCAAGUUAAAGAGGAAGCACAGGAGUUGUCCGAGAAGAUUUUACUGAACCCUGUCAGCAGCUACAGUGGCAUCAAACCCCUGCUGAGGAUCUACAGACAAAUCGAAUCCUACGACGAUGUGAUCGACGUGGCAGAAAGGGCCCUCACAAAGGAUCCAGAUUCCCGGUACCUGAAGAGAUGUGCCGCUCUUGCCUACAAAUGGAAGAUAGUUUUUUCCAGAAACGGACGCCCAAGUCAAAGAAUGUUUGACCGAGCAAUCAGCUUGUUGGAGGAUGUCAUCUCUUGCUACCCUGAGUCUUGUUUAACAAAGAAGUUGGACUUUGCAAGUGUGUGGGCCAAGUCUGGUCGUGGGCUGAUGAAACCAGAUCAGAUCUACAAGGAGUUGCUGCAGAAAUCUUUGGAUCCUUCAGACCAACAGUGUGUUUACAACUGCUACGCCAAGUACCUCAACUUCGACCGGCAGGAAUGGAACAAGUCGAUUGAGUAUCACAUGAAGGCUGCAGCCAUUAACCACGAGUCUUUCUCCCGGAUGAACAGCAUCAAGGCGCUGGAGAGGAUCCGAGACCGCGGACGGUCCAGAAUGCUCCCAGAGAUCCGGGAGUUUCUGGAAAACCUGGAAGGUGUCCAGACUGUGUGAAAGCAAGACUUUCAAAGAUCAGAUCCAAUGAUCAUUCUGACCGUCUGAAUAAUAUUCUAGUUCUAACUCAUAAUCACUGAAUUUAUAUCUAAUUGUGCAUAAAUUUAAUUACUGGUGUUUUUGCUGUCAGUCCAAUCAUUUUGCAGGGUUUCCAAUAGAGCCAAAUUAAAAAUAAAAUAACCCUUUACAUACCGUCUUAAAUGCUUUUAUCCAAUUUUACAAUUUAAAAAAUGUGUUAGGUUAUAUAUACUUAUGAAAAUAAUUCACUAUAGAAAUAUUUGUUCUUGUAAUCUAAAGUGAUAUUUGGAAUCAAAGUUGCAUAAUCAAAAUACAUUUACAACUAUAAAAUACGUUUAUAGGUGUAAAUCCUACAACUCUACGUUUUGCUCCUUAGUAUUACUAAUUUUCAUUCCUUAGUUGCUGUCGCUAAAAAGCUUCAAACACCAAAUGAGAAAUAACUUAGAAUUAUGGGUACAUUCACCUGUUUUCAUACAUUAUUCAUAGAAGACAUUUGUCAUCCUAAGUCAGGAUUAUUUACAGAGUUAAUCAGCAAACUUUAAUGCGGUCGGCCCAUUGCACACUUCGACCACUAGAUGGCGUAAAAGCAUCUAACAGCAACCUGAGCGUGAGAUUAAUUCACUAUUAGCUUCACUCGUCCAUAAGGGUCAAGAUUUAAUAAUCUAGUUUUAAUGUCUUUCAUAAUGCAGCUGAUAUAAUCUGUGUUCACUUUUUAUUCUGAUGUAAACAAUAAAAUAUAAAGACUUGCCUGUUGUCUGUAUAAUUAAAAAUAAUAAACAUGACAGCAGUAUUUUAUUUACCAGUUCAGCCAAUCAGAGCUUGCAUUGCAGCUUUUCCAGCUCUGCUAACUGUUUAAUCUGUUUGUGCUUCAACAUUUGAAAUUAAAAUGAAAAUUUAACAU
Poecilia latipinna (sailfin molly) is the source of this 2739-nucleotide messenger RNA. Its product is annotated as interferon-induced protein with tetratricopeptide repeats 1-like. Gene Ontology annotation, biological process: defense response to virus. The record is from RefSeq and is a predicted model, not a curated record. Gene Ontology annotation, cellular component: cytosol. The transcript has 2 exons. NCBI's taxonomy places the organism in Eukaryota, Metazoa, Chordata, Actinopteri, Cyprinodontiformes, Poeciliidae. Gene Ontology annotation, molecular function: protein binding. The coding region runs from base 519 to 1820 and encodes 433 amino acids.